AGGAUGUGAUCUUCGUGGUGAGCUGGUGGGAGAACUGAGUCGUAAAUCACCCCAAUGGAUGCGGACAGUGAUGUUGCACUGGACAUUUUAAUCACAAAUGUAGUGUGUGUUUUUAGAACAAGAUGUCACUUAAACUUGAGGAAGAUUGCAUUAGAGGGAGCGAAUGUGAUAUACAAGCGUGAUGUUGGGAAGGUUUUAAUGAAGCUUAGGAAACCUAGGAUUACGGCCACAAUUUGGUCCUCAGGAAAAGUUAUUUGCACAGGAGCCACAAGUGAAGAAGAAGCUAAAUUUGGUGCCAGACGAUUAGCUCGUAGUCUACAGAAACUAGGUUUUCAGGUAAUUUUCACAGAUUUUAAAGUUGUGAAUGUUUUAGCAGUGUGCAACAUGCCCUUUGAGAUCAGAUUGCCAGAAUUUACGAAGAAUAACAGACCUCAUGCGAGUUAUGAACCAGAACUUCAUCCUGCCGUGUGUUACAGAAUAAAAUCUCUCAGAGCUACCUUACAGAUUUUUUCCACAGGCAGUAUCACAGUUACAGGGCCAAACGUAAAGGCUGUUGCCAGUGCUGUGGAACAGAUUUACCCAUUCGUGUUUGAAAGCAGGAAGUAAAUUUUAUAAUUCACCACUUGAUGGUUAGGUUCCCUAACCAAGCACCUUUAAAGACUGCUGCACAUUGGACUAAAAGCAAAAAAGAAAACUGGACCAACCAUAGCAGAGGAAUACAGACUCUUUUACUUGCUCAUGGCCACAGUAUAGACUCCAGUUCUUUUGGAUUUUACUCUUAACAGUGCUGUAUUGUAAAAAAGGAAGUUUACAAGAUAUGAAAUUGCUGCUUUUAAAAAGACAUUCUAUUUAUUUUUGCAGUAAUUUCUGUGUAUUCAUAAGCAAAGCUGUCACGAUGUGCACUACCUUUAAAACAUUAUUUUUUUUUAGUUUGAGCUUGUGUUUUAUUUGUGAAUAUUUUACAUUUUUGUAUGCUGAAUAUUGGGCACCAAAGAAGCUGUAAAAGUUAUCUUUUUCACCUAAUGAAUGUGCACAAAUAAAAGUUUGGAAAAUAUUUCUCUUCA
This is a messenger RNA of Acanthisitta chloris (rifleman), 1064 nucleotides long. RefSeq names its product TBP-like 1 (gene TBPL1). NCBI's taxonomy places the organism in Eukaryota, Metazoa, Chordata, Aves, Passeriformes, Acanthisittidae. The transcript is spliced from 6 exons. The record is from RefSeq and is a predicted model, not a curated record. Gene Ontology annotation, biological process: DNA-templated transcription initiation. Gene Ontology annotation, molecular function: general transcription initiation factor activity; DNA binding. The coding region runs from base 55 to 606 and encodes 183 amino acids.